Molecule: messenger RNA, 2095 nt
Organism: Varroa destructor (honeybee mite)
Lineage: Eukaryota; Metazoa; Arthropoda; Arachnida; Mesostigmata; Varroidae
Source: RefSeq, a predicted model, not a curated record
GACACAAACGGGACCAUAACCCAUUAAAGGAGACCAUUGGCGAGACCAUGCUGGGUCACACAUACACACCUGCAAACAGACUAUGAUUGGUCACGGCUUCAGCAGUCACUGCCAACGUCGCCGCAGCCGUCACCCGUACGAUAUGAUAGAGGGGGUCGGACGCUGCCCUCACUCAAAAUAUCGACCCUCUCCAGUUCGUUCACCCGUGUGCUUGUUCCGCCAGCAAGUAGCGACCGCGCCGCGGCAGCGUGCCGCUCGGUGUGAGGGCGGCUAUAAAUGUGACGCGCUCUCCCUUACGCCGGUAGUAUUUGUCCAAAAGGGAGGACUACGAGGCAGUUGUGCAAAGACGACGAAACUAACUGAGUAAAAACGCACGUUUCCUGUGCUCGGAAACGUAGGCGAUCAUCGACAACAAGAGAAACGCCACCUGGGCACUGGGCGUACAUUUGGAGCAGAACAGACAGAUUUAGCUGGUUUGGUGCAUGUGCUAUAGCAGAUUGCUUGAACAGUUACAUAGAGAUAGGACUCUCUGAGACGUAUCAGAGGGAGGAAACGGAACCGUCCGUUCAACGUGCAUAAGGGGCGUGUUCUACACGUAGACGGAUACGCAUCGUCGUGCAGCGUGUGUUUUGGUAACAUGGUGUCGAACCACUCUUGUCACAAGUGUGAAGACAAUAACAGCAAUAAUUGUGACAAGACGACAGCGACUGCAACAAUGUGCGCGCUAAUGAUCGAUGGCCAAGGACUUGAGGCGAUCUUCGAUGCCGGCUCAUCUGAUAUCCUGAUUGUCAAGCAGAACCGCAAGAGUCUCAAGAGUCCAACGCAUAUCUGCCGCAUGUGCGGCUACGGCGACUUUUCAUCACAACGUGUUCGUCGCCACCUAAUGCUCAAGCAUCAUGCUGUCAUGGCCAAGAUCCUGGAUUACGGUUCCACUAGCCCAAUGCACAUGCCUUCAAUACCAGCUGUGCACCCAGCGAAUAUGCACGCCGUCCAUAACGUUCUUCCGCCGGCGCACAGUGAAAAAUCGUCAAUCUUGGCUGAUCGUCUCUCCUCAAACCGAAGCCACUUCGACUCGGAACCGGAAUCGCCUCUGUCUGUUACUUCGCACAAGAUGUGCGGAGAUGACCUUCCUGAGGACCUUUCUGUUCAUUCGGAUGGAUCGUCCGUGUGUCACUCGGACAACGAUGAAAAUGUUCAGGUGGUUCCACAAUUUAAACCUCAGUCCCAAUUAACAACGUACAAAGCUGGUGAGAACAAGAGAUCAGUAAUCGUACGAACCCCUAAGAAGGCUGUCAAGAGGUCCGCUUCCCACAACAGUAAUAGCCAGGGCACUAGGCAGUCGAUCUUAAAACGUCGGUUGCUUGGUCUUGGCGAAGAAUUUCUAGUUGACGAUCUGGAAGCGAGUGAGGCAUGCCUAAAUGCCAGUGAACUCAACGUAAAAAUGGUCUACAGCAACUCGAAGUUUGUUAUCGACUCAUCUGAGUCAUUCUGGCUUAAGGGGUACAAGCUACCACCUCGAUAUGAGUUGGCACCUACUGUUCAGUGAUGAUCAGUGAAGGACUUUGGAGCAAUAGGCCUGCAAAUGACGGUCGCGCGAAAAAAGUGAUCCCACCACCCCUUGCUCGACAUCUUUGCUCACCAUUCUAACAGUGGUCUUGGAUCAUACACCUAGGUCAGGCAGCUUAUUAGCCAACCUCGCCGGGUGCUAGGUCCUCGACAAUACAGAGAUGAUCUCUCAGGAGCCGUGCCGUUUCAACGUGUCAGUAUCCUUCCAUUAAAAGGUACGGUCGAAACAAAGCAUCGAGAUCUCAGCAGCAGCAGCAGCAGCAGUGACUGUAGAUGAUGAUAGGGAACCUUCCUUGUACAGCCAGCUAUAAUUAAAGGACAAAACCCGGGGGAGGAGGCGGAAGCAAAAGACGACUAUUCUAAGCAGCAAAAAAAAAAACAAUAAAAAAAAAGAGCUGAAAAGGAGAGGCCGUUCGCGACAGAGUUUAUUUCAUCGCGCACAAUCUCAACUCUCGUAACGCGACCUCUAUGUAGUUCGAAUGGGUAUGAGCGACUGGAUCGACACAUACCCAAAACGCGUCUGUAAACA